Messenger RNA from Saccostrea cuccullata (small rock oyster), 1258 nucleotides. RefSeq names its product prostaglandin E2 receptor EP4 subtype-like. Lineage: Eukaryota; Metazoa; Mollusca; Bivalvia; Ostreida; Ostreidae. Gene Ontology annotation, molecular function: G protein-coupled receptor activity. The coding region runs from base 53 to 1180 and encodes 375 amino acids. The transcript is spliced from 2 exons. The record is from RefSeq and is a predicted model, not a curated record. Gene Ontology annotation, biological process: positive regulation of cytosolic calcium ion concentration; adenylate cyclase-activating G protein-coupled receptor signaling pathway; inflammatory response. Gene Ontology annotation, cellular component: plasma membrane.
AGAGGUUUCAAAAAUUAAAGAAUACCGGAAGUAAAUUUAAACUGACAGAAAAAUGGGAAAUACAACAACUUGUUAUACCUCAGACGCUACUUACCGUAACGAAGAAUCAGCUGUUCCACCCGCAAUGCAAUUCGCUAUCGGAGUUAUUGGUAAUGGAAUAGCUUUGCUGGUUCUUAAACUCUCUGCAAAGACUCACAAAUGGCGUCCAUUUUAUCGGUUGGUGGCUGCUCUGGCUCUUACAGACGGCGGAGGAAUUUUGCUAGUUUACCCUACCGUCAUGAUAAGGUACGCUGUUCGAAGUUUUCAGAUGCCAACAGCCCUGUGUGACUACAGUUCCUUUAUAUACACUUUCACGCUCCUAGCAUCCGCUAUGAUAAUUUGUAGUAUGUCUAUAGACCGAUUCCUUGCCAUAAUGUAUCCAAUUUUUUAUGACACGAACACAAAAUAUAGACGUGUAAACAUUAUGUUGGGGGUUACUUGGAUCUCAUCAGCCGUGGUAUGUAGUCUUCACCUGUUUGGACUCGGUGAUAGUCACAGUUUCUACCCAAGGUCUUGGUGUUUCAUCGACUUCAGUAAAGUUCAAGGGAACAGCAGCACUGCAAUACUCAACAGGGCUAAUUCAUUUCUCUAUUCCUUCCUUGGACUUAUUAUCAUAGUAACAAUUGUAUCCUUGAAUAGUAUAGUAGUGAUUACUAUUUUUCGUAGACGAUUUUUACAAAAGAGAAGCAAAGUGCAGAAUAACGAUAGUAAAAGAGACGUCUUCAACAUCGUAUUUUUGCUCACUAUAGUAGUGGUUUUUGCAACAUUAUGGACGCCGUUGAUUUGCGUCAUAUUUGCUCAUGCUGUAUUUUGGAUGGAUGGAGAUUGUGGAACAGAACUGCUUGUUCUGAGGCUUGCAGUAACCAAUUCCAUCAUAGACCCUUGGAUCUACAUUUUACUGCGGAAGGAGACGAUUCUUUCAAUGAGAAGAAUUUUUUUUCGUGCCGUCUGUUGCAAAUUAUCAUAUGGCAUGAAUUCUAGAUCCUUGGGUUCCUCACGAAAGCGGUCGUGUUCGGUGACGUCAUACAGACGGUCUGACGGGUCUCAGGGAGCUCCAGUGUGGCUUACUGACCGGGAGAGUCCAUAUAGAACUUCUGAAGAAAUCGGAAUCAGGACAUCAGCUAAUGAAGUCUCUGUGUAAUACUGGGUCGUAUUUUUUGUUGUUGUUACUUGUUUUGUAUAUAUUUUUAAAACUUUUAUUGUCUUAUUUUUUAAAAAU